AUGUUCUACACCGUGGAGAUUGAGGACAGAAUCAAAGUUUCCUUAGAAAGUAGCCUAGAAAAGGAAAGAGAGGUUUUUGAAGAGCUGAAGAGAAAAUAUGUUGGAAGAGUGCUAGAAGAUGGUAGUAUAUGUGUGCUUGUGGUGAGAGUGGCAAAUGUUCAUGAAUAUAAGGUGUGCGAUGAAUUUCUGGUGGCAAGAGUGGAAUUUGAAGCACUGCUCUUCAAGUUUUUCAAGUAUGAAGUGGUGUGUGGAACGAUAUUGGAGCAGAAUGAGGAUGGAAUAAAGCUUGGUGUGCCCUUCUUCUCUAGUCUUUUUGUUAAGAAGGGAGACCUACCGGACAUGACGGAAAAGGUGCAUGUGAGUGAUUGUGGAGAAAAUCAGCUUGCUUGGGUGUGGAUAUACAGAGGGAACAAACUGUACUUCAGAAGGAAUGCUUGUGUAAGAUUCCGAGUUCUAGGCUGUAAGGAGAAGUCAUCCCUUGUUUUGUGUAGCCUCGGGGAGGCCGGAUUAGGUCCAUUGGAAUGGUGGGUGUGA
Encephalitozoon romaleae SJ-2008 is the source of this 534-nucleotide messenger RNA. Its product is annotated as DNA-directed RNA polymerase subunit E'. The transcript has a single exon. The record is from RefSeq and is a predicted model, not a curated record. NCBI's taxonomy places the organism in Eukaryota, Fungi, Microsporidia, Unikaryonidae. Gene Ontology annotation, biological process: DNA-templated transcription initiation. The coding region runs from base 1 to 534 and encodes 177 amino acids.